Molecule: messenger RNA, 2118 nt
Organism: Stegodyphus dumicola
Lineage: Eukaryota; Metazoa; Arthropoda; Arachnida; Araneae; Eresidae
Product: 5'-AMP-activated protein kinase catalytic subunit alpha-2-like
Biological process (GO): intracellular signal transduction; protein phosphorylation
Cellular component (GO): cytoplasm
Molecular function (GO): ATP binding; protein serine/threonine kinase activity
Source: RefSeq, a predicted model, not a curated record
UUCCUUUUAAUCUUCUCGGAUGUUGAUAGUUGAUAUAAUAUGCAAUAAAAAUGGCGGAUAAAGGGCAAGCGCAAACUUCACAGGGCCAGCCAUUAAUGAAAAUAGGUUAUUACAUAUUAGGAGAAACUCUUGGUGUGGGUACUUUUGGAAAAGUUAAAACUGCUAAACAUGAACUUACUGGUCAUAAAGUAGCCGUGAAAAUUUUAAAUCGACAGAAAAUUAAAAAUUUAGAUGUUGUUGGAAAAAUUAGAAGAGAAAUUCAAAAUCUGAAACUUUUCCGGCAUCCUCAUAUUAUUAAGCUGUAUCAAGUUAUUAGCACUCCAACAGAUAUAUUUAUGAUUAUGGAAUAUGUAUCAGGAGGAGAAUUAUUUGAUUAUAUUGUCAAACAUGGAAAGUUAAAAGAAGCAGAAGCAAGACGUUUUUUUCAGCAGAUCAUAUCUGGUGUUGAUUAUUGCCAUCGACACAUGGUUGUCCAUCGAGAUUUGAAACCAGAAAAUCUUUUGCUGGAUCAAAAUUUGAAUGUAAAAAUAGCUGAUUUUGGUUUAUCUAACAUGAUGAUGGACGGGGAAUUUCUCCGUACUAGCUGUGGUUCUCCAAAUUAUGCUGCACCAGAAGUAAUAUCUGGAAAGCUAUAUGCAGGACCAGAGGUCGAUAUUUGGAGUUGUGGUGUAAUUUUGUAUGCCUUACUUUGUGGAACAUUACCCUUUGAUGAUGAGCAUGUGCCUACAUUGUUCAGGAAAUAACGGUAGCCAUGUAUAUUCCCUAUCCCUGACUAUCUGAUAGUCAGUGUACUUAAUUUCGUGUGCAGAAUGUUACUAAAGUUUUUUUUUUUUCUUUUUUUCAGAGAACAUGAUUGGUUUAAGAAAGAUCUGCCAGCAUAUUUAUUUCCUGCAACAAAUGAUCAAGACACAUCACUUAUAAAUACGAGUGCACUUAUGGAAGUGUGCGAAAAAUUCUGUGUCACAGAACGUGAAGUUCACAGUGCAUUGUUGAGUGGAGAUCCUCAUGAUCAGUUAGCAAUUGCAUAUCAUUUGAUUUUAGACAACAAGCGAAUUGAAGAUGAGACUUCAAAAUUAGAGAAAAGCAAUUUCUAUUGGGCAUCUAGUCCACCUCCUACUUCUGGAAGUGAUGUUAGUAGCCCUGGAAGAACACACCCUGAACGAAUGGGAAGCCGCCAAAGAAUGAUGAGUGGUGGAAAUAGUACUGAUAAAAGUAAAGGCACUCCAAUGAAAAGGGCAAAAUGGCAUUUAGGUAUUAGAUCUCAAAGUAAACCAUUUGAUAUAAUGACAGAAGUAUAUAGAGCUAUGAAAGCACUAGACUUUGAAUGGAAAACUGCAAAUCCUUUUCAUAUAAUUGUCAGAAGACAUAAUCCUGUUACUAAAAAAUAUACAAAAAUGACACUUCAGCUGUAUCAGGUUGAUUACAAGAGUUAUUUACUUGAUUUUAAAUCUCUCGCAAACAAUGAGGAAUCAAAUGACAGUCAGAGUUCAUCUGAAUCGAUUUCAUCCUGCUGCCAACAGUCUUACAAUAUAAUGGAAUUUUUUGAAAUGUGUGCUUCAUUGAUAGCUCAGUUAGCACGCUGAAGACUGUGCAUAUAUUUUAAGGGUUUGGAUUUUCUAUUUUUUAGGCAACUGUAUCUGGAAUACAUCCUGUCAUUGCAACGUGAUAAAUGUAAAUCUUUGCAUAUAGGCUGACUGUGUACAUAUAUAUAUAUAUAUAAAUAUAUACACACAAAUAUAUAUAAAAGCUAUUAUAUUCAUAAUUAAAUCUCAAGUUUUAGCUUUGUGUAUAGAGCCAGAUUAUGCAUUUUGUUCAUGUAUAAAUCCUGCUACUGUGUGUUUGUGAUUUAUCUUCAGUAUUUUAAAAACUUUUCUUUUUAUAUUCAAAAAUAGCAAUAUUGUAUAGUUUUGAAAUGAUAGAGUAUAAAUAUAUAGGAUUUUAUUAUUAGCACUGUUAGAAGCUCUGUCUUCGAAAACACGGGGAAAUGUUCCUUACUCAAGGAAUGUGUGCUUUUAUGUAAGAGCUUUUUUAUAAUCCCAGUGAAUUUUGUCAAUGUAUUUUUGUGUUCCUAAACAGGCAGAAAUAUAGUUGAAUAAAAUUUUUCAUUCAAUUGUUCUA